AUGGCCACUCUCGCAGAACACCCUAUGCACGCCACGGCCUCACCGAUGCAGAUGAACACUUACGACCAAGACCUCGACUCCUUUAUCAACUUCGAUCAACUCGCCUACACUUCCGCCGAAGCCGCCCGCCCCAAGGUCGCGCUUGCCAGCCAGCCGUCCGUCGCCGGCACCGAAUACAGCGCCAGUGAUAUGCGCAGCACCAGCUUCGCUUCCAGUGGACAAUCACCUCUCGCCUUUCCCGCCCCUAGCCACCACUACGAAGAGCACCGCCAGCAGACCGGUCUGCCUCCCGGUGCCUUGUCCAUGACCUACAACCAGGUUCCCCAGAUGAACUUUACCAACGGCCAGGGUUACCCGAUGAAUGGAGAUGUCUUUGCUGGACAAAUGAAGCGCGAAGACACCACCUUUGAUUUCAACACUGCUCCGACUCGCAACCCAUCCGACAUGGACCUUGAGUCGGACGGUGUGAACAACGCCCCAUACAUCUUCCAGGCUGGCGCUGGCAAGAACCAAUAUGUCGACCCCAACGCGCUCGGCGGCCAUGAGCUGGCUCAGGCCGGUCCGUCCACCCAGGUCGGCCGCAUGUACCCUGGCAUGCAUCAGCAGCAGGCUGCAAUGGCCAAGGCCCAGCAACAGAAGCAGGAUAUGCUUCGUCAGCAACAGAUGCAACAGCGUCGUGUGGAGGAGGUUCCUAAUGCUGCCGCUACCCGAGGCACGCGUCAACCCGAUCCCGUUGUCGAAGAGCGUAUCUCACGCCUGCUCCAGCAGAUGCGUGCAAAUGCCGUUGCCUCGGGUGAGGCCUCGCCCACGCCUUCCUCGGUCCUACCGCACAUGGCCAAGGCCAAGAAGGACGAGGCUGACAUGGAUGAGGAUGAGCGUCUUCUUGCUAGUGAGGAGGGCAAGAAGCUCAGCAGCAAGGAGCGUCGCCAACUACGGAACAAGGUGUCUGCUCGUGCUUUCCGCUCCCGUCGCAAGGAGUAUAUUGGUCAACUCGAGACUGAGAUCGCAUCCCGCACUAACGAGACUCACGAGCUGCGCCUUGAAAACCGUGCUCUCUACGAGGAGAAUGCCCGCCUUAACGACUUGGCACGCAUGCUUCUGGGCUCUCCCCACUUCGCCAACUUCCUGAACGACAUGCCCGACACCCUCCCAUCUCAGAUGUCCGCUCCUCAGCAGCCUCAGCAGCAAAUCCAGCACCAGCAGGCCGCUCCCCAUCCUACCGUGCCGGCCGCCAUUCCCAAAGAGGCCAGCGCUCCUCGCCCUCAGGAGUUCCACAUGCAGCAGAACCCCCAGGUCAACAUGGCUAUGGUUCCCAACCCCAGCAUGGACGCCUCCAUGAUGACCAGCAACGGUUGGAACUCGGGUAUCGACAUGAACUACGGCAACGCUUCCGUCUUCGCAGUCCUUGAGGUUCCCGCAGGCCCCGAGCUCGACAUUGAGGCUCUGUGUGGCAAGUCGUCCACCCCCCUGUCGAGCGAGAAGAAUGAGGCCCCCGUUCUUGACCUGCCUGAGAUUCCCGACCUGGAUGCCCUGACUCGGAAGUCUGAUGUCAGCUUCCCUGCUAACACUGAGUCGGACCUCUUCGCUGAGUCUCCUGCCACUUUCACCCCCGCUGAUGACGCACUUGUCUUUGACGGCAUCCCGACCGAGAAGGCCUCCUCCAGCUACGAGCUGGCCGUGGAGAACCCCAACGAGGUCACUGCCGCCGACAAGAACCGUUUGAGAUUGCUCUGCCAGAGCAUGCAUGCCGCCUUUGAGCGGGUGUCCUUAGCCACUUCGCACCUCCAGUGA
Molecule: messenger RNA, 1791 nt
Organism: Penicillium daleae
Lineage: Eukaryota; Fungi; Ascomycota; Eurotiomycetes; Eurotiales; Aspergillaceae
Product: bZIP transcription factor
Exons: 2
Coding region: 1-1791 (596 amino acids)
Biological process (GO): regulation of DNA-templated transcription
Molecular function (GO): DNA-binding transcription factor activity
Source: RefSeq, a predicted model, not a curated record